AUGAGCAGGUCCUCCACAACAAGGUUCUACAGGAGAGGAGAAAGAACGCCACCCUGGGGACAGCCCUUCGAAUUCCUUGCACCGAUAUUUGUGGCCAUAAGAGUGGCAGUAACCACCCUAACACUCAAACCAUUCGUUGUGAUUGACCGAGAAACGGUGCCACCUAGGCUUCAGCUACUAUCAGAGAUAUGUUACAAGCAGAACAGGUUGUACAAGAGACGUCCCAUUGUAUACAAGUACGUACAGAAGCGACAUGUGAAAGCCAUCAACAGACUCUGUGAAAUUCAUUUCUGGCCUGGAAUUGACGUAUCAGAAGCUCUCGAGUUCCCUGAAUUCAGUGUGGUAGUAGAGUAUCGAAGGAUUGUUAUUGGCUUUGGAUUUAUGGUCCCAGAUGCAACUCAAUCAGAUGCUUAUAUUUCUUUUAUAUUCACCCUGCCUGGUUGGAGAAGGGCCGGCAUUGCAAGAUUCAUGCUAUAUCACUUGAUUAUGACUUGUAGAGGAAAGGACAUCACACUUCAUGUGUCUGCAUCAAACACCAGUGCUCUGUUACUGUAUCAGCAAUUUGCCUUCAAACCACAAGAGUUCAUACAGAACUUCUAUGAUAAGUUUAUACCACCUACUUCAAGGGAAUGUCGGCACGCAUAUUUUCUGCGACUUAGUAAAUGAGUGGAUUUGUAUUUUGAUUCUCAAAGUGCAGGUGUAUCUCUCAAGGCUGAAUUAUGAAUGAUGCAUGAAAAAAAUUUGAAGAAAUUUCUUCGCGGACAGAUGGUCUGAUUAUAGCAUGUAUUGUUGCCACACCAUUGUAUUGAGAAAAGUACCAAAAGAAGAGAGAAGUAUUGAAUGAUUAAAUUUGAAUAAUUUGUUCACUCUCACAUGAUGAUUUUCAUAAUUAUACUUUUUAUAUAAAA
Homalodisca vitripennis (glassy-winged sharpshooter) is the source of this 908-nucleotide messenger RNA. It is a transcript of the gene Atac2, whose product is annotated as cysteine-rich protein 2-binding protein. The transcript has 5 exons. Gene Ontology annotation, molecular function: acyltransferase activity, transferring groups other than amino-acyl groups. The record is from RefSeq and is a predicted model, not a curated record. Lineage: Eukaryota; Metazoa; Arthropoda; Insecta; Hemiptera; Cicadellidae. The coding region runs from base 1 to 666 and encodes 221 amino acids.